Gregarina niphandrodes is the source of this 3198-nucleotide messenger RNA. RefSeq lists its product as hypothetical. Bases 1 to 3198 code for a protein of 1065 amino acids. NCBI's taxonomy places the organism in Eukaryota, Apicomplexa, Conoidasida, Eugregarinorida, Gregarinidae. The record is from RefSeq and is a predicted model, not a curated record. The transcript has a single exon.
AUGAGUUGUUGGAUAGAAAAUGGCUCUAAGUUGAUGCGCUGUUUACACUACUAUAACAUUCCGAGUCCUAUCGGCAGAGUAUCAGGGGGGAGUGUUGGUAUAGGUGUUGGUAUGGGUGGUUUGGAGCUAAGAAGACGAUGUAGUAUUCUUUGUUCUUUGCUGUCCUUUGUGAAGGAAUAUAUGGGUUCGAACGAAGUGAACGAGUUUGAGAUGAUGAUGUUAACUCAGACGCAAUGUAUAGUACUGUCGAAUACAGGCAUAAUUAUGUUGAAGACGAGCAAAGCAUUGCGCCUACGAUUAAUUCAAGACCAGUUGAUAGAUGAAGAGGAAGAGGAAGAUGAAGAGGAUGAAGCCACGAGUACUUCCGGAGAUCAUUCCUACGGCACAGCACUCUCGUACUACCGAUCUCUCGUUAGGGUGACGGAAAAGAAUCGGUGUUGCAAAGUUAUUAGUUGGCUAGGUAAACUGGUAGCUACAGAGGCAGGACUUAUAACUGGCGCUGGAGACUCUGUGGGUAUUCUAGCCCUUGCUACUUUAUCAGUGGUACAAACAACAUUCCCCUUCCCUGGGCUUACUUGUAACGUUUACGAACAUAAAGUACUACAUAACAAUGACUCUGUAGAAAUAGCCAUACAGUCCAACACUAACGGCCCCACCUUCGCCGCUGGCGGCACUGGUGGGGGCCACCACGCUAGAACUAUUGGUGCAGGUCGUCAGCUAAGUUCCAUUUACGACGACAGCUGUAUCUUGCCCCUACACUCGGUCGGUAUAUUUGCUGCCUAUCGAUCUAUGGUUCUGGAUGCCAAGAUGGAGGGGGUGUGUCUCUCCGGUGAUAUUCAGACAAUACAGCCGCUUCUCAACAUGAUCAAACCGACGUUUAAAGCUCUCAUACCAUUGCUGCCUUCUACCGAUUCCGCGCGUGAGCCGGUAAGCAGGUCAUUGGGGACUAGGUCAAUUCACGCGCUAGAAGAUGAUUCGAGAAGUAUGUCACUCAGUGACAACACCACCCGGCAUUUCGCUCAGCAUGCCGCCCGGCAUCAUGAUACCAGCAGGUGGGAUACAAGUGUUCGGCCAAUCGCGCCCAAUCCCCAAGAGCUGGCUCUGAUUAUGCUCGAAUACUUUGGCGGUAACCUAUCCACAUAUUUAACCGUCGAUGCGGGGUAUGACACUCAAAGACUGCCCAAGCCUCGCGGCACAGACGAGACCAAAGGCUCUACUCGCCCCCAUGGCCGCGGUUCGGAGGCAAGCGCCGCCGGUGAUAGUCUAUUCAAGCUCCCAACCAAGAGACAGUCUCGGCUGUCCCUGACCAACGACCGGGUUUCUGGUAUUUCCACAAUCGAAGACACUUUACCCACGUCGGUUAAACGAAACAUGAUUAUGGUAGGCCCCAAACGAAUUCUCUUAGUUGGUUCCAACAGACAUGUGGGCGAACUAAGGAGUAAAGCCGUGCAUGGAGGUCUGAUACGAUGGGCUACAGGAUUUGAAGCUACAGGAUCAGGACCUAUAGGAUCUGCAGCUACAGGAUCUGUAGCUAGAGGGUCUGGGGGGGAUGAGGUUGGCGUGGGUAUUCCUUUGAUCGAAUUCUUCUCGUUGCUCAAUUUGACUCGUAGCAAUGUGAUUGGGGGGCAGUCGCACAUGCCUAAUGAAUUUCAGACAUGGCUAAGGACCCGAAUAGACAUGUUUGUCUUCUCUGAUUUCUUAACCGAAGAUUGCUGUGACUGGCUGCUAUUGCAUAGAACCAGCAGGAAAAGGAACUCCAAUGGUGAGCAAAUGCGCCUCGCUCGGGAUUCAAGCAAGUCAGGACAUGAAGCGGUUGCGGAGGACCAAGACGCACGGAACCAGGACCAGGGCACAAGGGGUCAGGGCACAGGGGGUCAGGGCACAGGGGGUCAGGGCACAGGGGGUCAGGGCACGGGGAAGCGCGACUCCUUGAAGGAUGCAGGCGACAAAGAAGCGCGGUCGGAGCCAAGCGUUACAUAUUCCUUCACGCUGAGGUAUAUGAGGCAGCUUUUGGAUUUACAAGAAGACUCCGCCUUCUCCUCUCGUGUGCGGACAACGCAAUGGUUGCUAGACUUGUUGGAAAUAUUCCAUGGCCAGCGGCUGGAUCACGAACGGCUCCCCAGGUACCUAACUGAACUUCCUCUCAACAGUUGCUACAAGUCUGAACUGCAUUUCCCUAGUCCGGUGGAGCAGUUCUCCAAACCCCCCAAGACUAUUUACGUCAUGCCCCUUCCGACGAAGCAGGAUACCUGGCACAGACCGACAGCCAUGCUCAUACCAUCCGCCUCCGCCGCCAGUCGACUAGUGAAUUCACCAACGUACAAUGUUUUGAACAACUGCUCAUACGCAGCACACAUAUUGAAUCAACUUGUACGACUCCCCGCCUCCCAGAUCCCCGCCUCCCAGCUCCCCGCCUCCCAGCUUCUUCCGUCCAGCCAAGAAACACAGACUGUUUGUCCGAUCACCAGUCCAACCACUAUGCUGGAGUCUACGGAUGUCACCUUAAUCGGGAUCCUACCUAAGGGCAUACCUAGCAACGAGCCUGUGGAUCGUCGGGCUUGCAGUACUCCGGAAAAUGGUACUCAGGAAAGGGGUCCCGGACUUGGAAGUACGGAAGAGGAUGCAUGGGAGCAAGUCCAAGAUGCAAUCUGUACAGAUUACAACACACUGCGGGAACAACUGGACGACCAAGUACAACUGGUUCUAGUUUCCUACUUCUGGUUAGAGGAUUCUUACUGUGCUGGUGCGCCUCUUGAUCCCUCCCCAUAUCGAGUCAAAAUUGCCUACGGCUCCACAUUCCAGCUCGUUGACCCAAAGGGCAUCGACUUCACCAACAGUCUUCAAGACAUCGGCGAUGAACCAAAGUCACCCACACCAGCUGGCGAACAGGACUCUGUCCGACCAGAAGAUGGCGAUGGCUCCAGUGACGAUGACUGCAGUGAGGGGGGUGGCUGCGGUGAUGAUAUCUUUGGAGAUGAUGCGUCGGUUGACGACUGCCCGAGUGAUGGUAGCUCGGAAGACCAUAGCUCAGAUGAAGAUUGCUCGGAUGAAAAGUGCUCGAGUGACGGUAGCUCGGAAGACCAUAGCUCAGAUGUGAGCAGUGAGGAAAACAAGGGCAGGGGUGGAUUAAAAGAACGAAGAGGGCAGUGUCGGUAUUCCUUGGCCGGUGGGGAUCGAUCGAAACGAUUGCGGCUGUGA